GAGAACUAGAGGAGAGAAGAUAGAGAAGAUGCAGAAUAUCACAGGGAGCGAAAUUGCGGGUUUCGCAGUGGGAGCUCUCCUUCUUGGCGCCACAGUCGCUGCUCCUAAAGUUGAUGCUUUCAUCGCCGCUUCUCAGAGAAGAUCUCUUGGAAUGUGCGGGAAGUGCGGAAAUCUCAAGGUGGUAGCAUGUGGAAGCUGCAAAGGGACAGGAUCGAUCAAACCGGGAGGACCCUUUGGUUUCAACCUUAUAAGUGACGCAUCAUCCGACACAAACUCGGCAGCCUGCAACAAGUGCAAAGCCAAGGGCUGUUUCCCGUGCCCCGAGUGCUCAAAAGCUUGAUUCAGAUGUGAACAAAUCUCUCUAGUAUGUUACGAAACUCGGUAUUAUCUUUCUGUUCCACGUUGUUCGAAGAAAUCUCUACUGUGUGUUACAGACUCCUAACCUUUGAUCAAAGCGUUAAUGGGAACGUUCCUUAUGCAUCUCAAGAAA
Tarenaya hassleriana is the source of this 490-nucleotide messenger RNA. RefSeq lists its product as uncharacterized. The transcript has 2 exons. NCBI's taxonomy places the organism in Eukaryota, Viridiplantae, Streptophyta, Magnoliopsida, Brassicales, Cleomaceae. The coding region runs from base 29 to 340 and encodes 103 amino acids. The record is from RefSeq and is a predicted model, not a curated record.